This is a messenger RNA of Lizanozyma spartinae, 1623 nucleotides long. Its product is annotated as flavin-containing monooxygenase. The transcript has a single exon. Lineage: Eukaryota; Fungi; Ascomycota; Pichiomycetes; Serinales; Debaryomycetaceae. Gene Ontology annotation, molecular function: N,N-dimethylaniline monooxygenase activity; flavin adenine dinucleotide binding; NADP binding. The coding region runs from base 1 to 1623 and encodes 540 amino acids. The record is from RefSeq and is a predicted model, not a curated record.
AUGUCGACCGUCACGAGCACUAAAGAAUCUUUACUGCAUCCGGAAAAGUUUAGAAUAAAACACCAAGAUGCUGUUAGAGUACUAGGUGACAAUGGUGAUAGUUUUCCAGUCGAUGAAAGCAAAGAGACCCUUGAAACUCAUUCAAAGGUUGCCAUAGUUGGUGGUGGUUUCGGUGGAGUAGCCACGGCUUUGGGUCUUCUCAAAAGAGCCAAAGAAUCAGACUUUUGUAUAUUUGAAAAGCACGAUCAAUUAGGAGGUACUUGGUAUGCUAAUACCUAUCCAGGCUGUCUGUCUGAUAUUCCUGCCAUUUGGUAUUCGUUUUCGGAUGAGCUCAAUACCAAUUGGUCAUGUUCCCAACCCCCUCAAGCAGAAAUGGAGGAGUAUAUUUUGACCGUUGUAAAAAAGCAUGGUAUCGACAAGAAAGCUACUCUCAAAACAGCUAUCACCAGUUUUGAAUGGGACGAGAAGACUUCCCUUUGGACUCUUUAUGGUGUCAAUGUCGAGUCUGGUCAGCGUAUUAAACACACUGCUUCUUUAGUUGUGGCUGCCAGAGGAAUCUUGGUUAUACCAAAUCACCUCAAGGUUCCAGGAUUGGACACUUAUGAUGGAGUGUACAUGCAUUCUGCUCUUUGGGAUUACGACGUUUCUUUUGAAGGCAAAGAUGUCUUGGUUAUUGGAAAUGGUUGUUCUGCUACUCAAGUUGUACCUUCACUUUUGACUAAUUUCAAACCGAAGUCCAUUACUCAAUUAGUUAGCACCAAGCAAUGGGUUAUGCCAGAGAUUACUAAAGCCCUCCACAGGCUUUAUAGCAUAAUCGGAGCAACAUGGCUUGGUUCUAUAUUUUGCAGAGCUCUUAUUUCCACAGUAGCAGAAAUGAGAUAUCCAAUGUAUGCUGGCAAUGGGUGGAUUUCAAAGUUAGUAAGGUAUUUGAAUGAAAAAACCGCUUUAAAUUAUAUGAAAUCCACUUGUCCACCUGAAUAUUUGCACCAUAUUUUACCUGAUUAUAGAAUUGGCUGCAAAAGAUUGAUCUUUGACAGAGGAUAUUUGCAGAGUCUUCACGAUAAGCGUAUGAGUUUAACAGGCUCUCGAGUUAAGCUGAUUGAUGGUAAGAUGGUCACUUUCCAAGACGGCCUGAGAGCGAAAUUUGACAUCAUCGUUGCAUGCACCGGUUACGACGUCUCAAAGCCAUUCUUCAUGGAUACCGUAAUAGGUGAGAAUGGAACUAAGUUGAACGAGUUAUGGGAUAAAGAAGGAAUUGCUGCGUACGAGACUUUCAUGAUAAAAUCGUUUCCAAACUUUUACCUUGUCGGUGGACCUAAUUCUGCAACAGGACACUCUUCCGUGGUUUUAGCUAUUGAAAAUGGUGUCAAUUUUUUCCUCAAAACCGCAGGUUCGGUGAUCUCUGGUAAGGAUAAGUAUGUGGCUGUGAAAUCUGAAGCCUAUGAUCGGUGGGACAAAGAAUGUCAAGAAAAGUUAUCAAAUGCAGUAUAUGGUUCUCAAUUUGGUGGUUGCGCUAGUUGGUAUACUGACAAUGGUAGAAAUCAUACCAUGUAUCCUGAUUCCCAGCUCAGAAUGUGGUACAGAUCAUCUCAUCCCAAUUAUUCGGACUUGGAACUUAAAUAA